AUGCCUGCCCAUAAUAUAAAACUUAAAGUUGGUGCAGUAAUUGUUUUGCUUCAAAAUUUAAAUACACAGAAGGGUUUAUGUAAUGGCACUAGAUUGAUUGUUAGGCGUUUAUAUCAAGAUUUAAUUGAGGCAGAAACCAUAAGUGGUUCUUCUGACCGUGGUAUUACUGUUGGAAUAUGUCGUGCAAGAAAUAGUUAUAAAGAUAUUCGACCUGAUUGUGUUAGUUUUGAACGAUUUCAGUUUCCCGUAAGGGUGGCUUUUUGCAUGACUAUUACUAAAGCCCAAGGGCAAACUUGUGAACGUUUAGGAAUUGAUAUAAGCGAUGAGCCUUUCGCGCAUGGCCAAACUUAUACCGCUUUUUCACGGGCCAGAAGUGGUGAAAACAUUAGAGUUUUUGCACCCGGAAGACACCCUGAUAAUAAUGGAAAUAUUUCUAUGAGAAACGUUGUAGCAAGAGGUAUUUCUUUUGAUUGAAUGUAAAAAAAAUAAAAGUCGAUUUAUGUUGAAAAAUUUUAGAUUCUGUUUUUGAUUUUGUGUUUGUUUUUGUAUUUUGGUAUUACUUUUGGUUGAGUUUUUGUAUUUAUAGAUUAUUUGUUGUGGAAUGGUUUUUUGGUUUUAUAUUUAGUAUUUUAUUUGUG
This is a messenger RNA of Meloidogyne enterolobii, 638 nucleotides long. The record is from the annotation of a GenBank genome assembly. Lineage: Eukaryota; Metazoa; Nematoda; Chromadorea; Rhabditida; Meloidogynidae.